Molecule: messenger RNA, 1242 nt
Organism: Camelina sativa (false flax)
Lineage: Eukaryota; Viridiplantae; Streptophyta; Magnoliopsida; Brassicales; Brassicaceae
Source: RefSeq, a predicted model, not a curated record
AUCAAGAGCGUUAGGUUCGGGACCAUAAUCAGCGGUUAAGAGGAAGUAGGAUACAACAGCAGUCGCCACCACUGUCGUUACCUUCACCACCUUGUCUAUUUGGGGAUUCAUCAUCGAGUGUGAGAGAAUAAACCAGAAAGCAAAAUUUCCAAUCUCAGUAUGUUAAUGUUCUUUUGCUCGGUAAAACGACACGUAUUCCCGUAUAUUGUGAGUUUGUAACUGUAAGACUUCAUGUCGUUAUUAUUUUUCAUACACACUUCAAAUAUGGAUGGGCCUAGAGAGAGAGGUAAGGCCCAAACAUUUCACGGCGUCGUUUUUUCUUUAAAGAUCCCCGGCUGGCCUUGAUGGAGAUCUCUUUUUCGGCGGUUGAAAACCUUUGAAAAAAUUGAAUAUGGAGAAAUCGACCUCGCCGGCGACUCAACUCACUGAACCUCCUCCUGCUACUUCAUCUCUUCCAGCACAGGUUUCUCCGCUUCCUACUACAUCUGCAGAUCAGAGAUCAGCCGAGUUUCCUUCUCCGACGUUUACUCCCGGGGCCACGGCUCAGCCUCCGUCGACGGUUACCACGGAUCCGUCGCCUAGGGGAAGAAAGCGAGCGCUGGAGACGAAUCUUCGGAUCGAAAACUCCAACUACUACAAGAUGCGUCUCCUUCUCAAAGAUCUUCGCCCUCACGUUCUCGAGGUUUUACGAACUCCAGACUUCAGGAACUCUAAGGCAGCUUUCGAGAUUCAAGAAAAGAUGAAGCACAUGCUUCAACUGUACCAAGAGAUGAUUGGAGGAUCACCCAAACGUGAGAAAACUGCUAAGACCGAGUCUUUAUCCAACGGAAAGGCCAUUAGUGAAACACCUCAACCUACUUCUACUAGUACUGCACUGAGAUCAUCUGAGACGAGUUAUGCCCAAACCGAGAAGCUCAACACUCUUGGAGAUGGCGACAAGGUGGUUGGAGGGUCGGCAUUUGGCUGGAACUUCAUUACCGGAGGAGGCACAGACCCUGUUUACUGUGGUAUGUCAAAGGAAGACUACAGAAGCUCUCACCCAAUUCUCCAACCCGAGGCAGAAGAGGUUGAGCUGCACAAGACAUUAUAAGCUUUGUUUUGCUUUCUGCAUCUGUUUGUUAAUGGAGUUUGUAUAAUAUUCUCUUGGUGUCCAUACAUCCCAAGGUCUCUUAUGUAUCAACUGAAAACAAUGGAUUAGCUUCUGCCUUGAUGAAGGUUUGAAAUAGUAUAAUGCUUAACCAA